This is a messenger RNA of Lolium rigidum, 3737 nucleotides long. RefSeq lists its product as uncharacterized. The transcript has 6 exons. The record is from RefSeq and is a predicted model, not a curated record. Lineage: Eukaryota; Viridiplantae; Streptophyta; Magnoliopsida; Poales; Poaceae. The coding region runs from base 725 to 3553 and encodes 942 amino acids.
GUAGGGUGGUCACUGUAGGCCCUUAAUACCGAAGAUGGUAUAGUACAACUGUUUCUUAAUCGCCCUAACAGAAAGCCAAUCCUGCAAGACCAUAGCACAGGCGCAUAGAGAGAGCUUUUGUACAACCAAAACGUGAGCAUCCUUCCAAGCCUUGUGCAGUACUGAAAAUGCCUGUUCACUUGCAAGCCACAUCUUAAUCCAUCAUCUUGUCUCUUAAAUGAUAACAAAUUGCGUACACAUUUGUACCAAAGAAAUAUUUAGGUUCAACAAAAUUUACUUGCCACCACAAUGUCACAACCAAAAUCAUUUACCUUUAAUCCACAAUGGGCAUGUGCCAUCAUAGUCAAAAGGACAUUAACCACCCCCACUACCACCUAAUCAAAAGCCACAGGCCUCACAGAUUGUGAUUAUUAUUCCAAAUGCACACACUCCCCCCUGUCUUCUCUGUCCAGUUUGCUUGGAAUGUGGGUGAACUGGAGAUGCAAACAAGACAGAACAGAAGAGGCCACAGGUAUCAUACGCAUGCAUGUCUCCUUGAAGAAAGGGGAAGAAAAUAGGUCGGGGAAAACGAGAGGCCUGAGGGGCUCUCGCCGUCUCACACACCAACUCGGGGAAAAGAACUCUGCACUGCAUUUUUCAGGCACCUAACCUGCCCGGUAGUUUCAUGGUGCGGUGCAGGGGAGUUGGGGCUCCUGGCAGAGUUUCUGUUGUGGAGGGGUGAGAGAUGGCCAAGGUGCCUGAUCUCGGCUCCGACUUCGCGCAGAAGAUGCUGCUGGACCUCCGGCGACGCCGCGAGAGGCUCGGCUUCGGGUCUGCGGCGCAGCAGCAGCGCACGGCGUCGAACGCCGCCACGCCUCGGGAUGUUUGUUCGAAUUCUCAGAAACCACUACGAAGCCAGAGGCCACAGCAAGGAGCUCCGGCUCCUCAAGCAAGAAGACCAGAAGCAACACCACCACCAAGAUCAUCACAACAACCCGGCAAUGCCAUUGCCACAGUCGGCAAGCCACGGCGUCGCCGCGAAGUCGCGCCUGUCGCAGCCGCAGACGCGCGCGCCAUCGUGCCGUUCCAAGAAGGAGGAGGUGCAGGGCCGAAGCAUGUCGCCGCGGGCAACGUCGACGUGCAGAUGGCGGCUCUAGCCCUCGCGCUCAGCGACGGCGGCAAGCUCCGGAACAUCGAGAUCAUGGCGCGCAAGGGCUCCGUCUUCUUACGAGGGCCGGACACGCCGGGCCACCAGCGUGGAGGCGCCGGCGGCGUUGCGAUCGGGGUGCAGGACCUAAACGACAUGCUCAUGGCGGCGUACUCUUCGGGCGGUGGGAGGAGGAGGCCUGACGAGCCCGGGAAGAGGCUCUUCGGAGGAUCCAUGGACAUGGAGGAGGCACUGAGCAUGCUGGUGAUGCUCCAAGACGCCUCGGGGUACAUGGAAGGAUCGGGGAGCGGCAAGGUGCUGCUGCUGAAGGGUAAGGAGAACCGGGAGAGUUCAGCGACGCGCUCGCCCAGCUCAGCUAGGAUUGUGGAGCUCGUUGAAGAAGAAUCUGAGACAGAGCAGGCCAAGAAUGCUUCUAUGCAGAUAGUUGUUCACAACAAGUUUCAGAGCCAUCAUAGUCCAGGCAGCAGCUCAGUCACGCAGUCUGGUGCAAGCGAUUCCCAGACCAGCAAUGCUUCUGAAGGCGAAAAGGAUGGCUCAAAAGUGAGGAUGCCGAGCGUGAUCGCCAAGCUGAUGGGGCUGGACAAUCUUCCAUCUUCGGGGAAGACCGUAGUGGAGCGCAAGGGGACUGAGAGGUUUGUUAAGCCUGAAUCUGUGACAAGGAUGGAGAUCAGAGCGAAUGCGAUGGGCCGCAAGUUGCCGAUACGGAUUGUAGCUUCAGAGAAGGUGCUAUCCAAUGGACAACACAAUAUUAUGUUGUCUGAGGAUUGGAAGAAUAGCCUGACAAGUUUUAGAGAAUCUGAACUGUCAAACAGUUCAUCGCACCCUGCAACUAGUAAUAAGCACGUAAGGGUGACCAUGAGAGAAAUGUUGAGAAAGAUGGUAGGAGCAGAGAGAGGGGCUGAUGGAAGCCAAGAAGUUGAAGAGAGGAUCAUCCAUGAGGACAAGACGGCUACUGAAGAAAUCAAACUGCAGAAGCCUGUUAGUGUCGGGUGCCGAAUCGACUCGGGUAAGAAGAUGGAUUUUCUGAAAAGAUUUAGGAAGAAUUCAGACAGCAGACCAGCCAUGGAAGAUAAGCACAUUGCUCAAGAAAAGAGUGCAUCCGUUGGGAAGAAGCAAGCAACAGGCAUGAAACGGUUGCUGGGGAGGGACAGUGAGGCCAAAUCAAGGAGGGCAAGAGAAAAGCUUAACAAGGAAAAUCUUGCCACUGCAGAAACCAAGGUUGCAGAUCCUGGAAAGAAUAUCAAGGCAGAUCAGAUAAGACGGCAAGCACAGAGUAAGCACAUAGAAAGACAAACUACACCGAGGAAAGUGCGGAAUCGCCGAGAAACACCAAGCGAAACAUCGAGUUGGAACUUAGAAGACAAGAAUUCACUGAUGUCAGAAGCAGCACAUAUGAAAGAGAAGCCUGAAUAUUCGGUAGUGAUACAACGGGAGGAUGAAGAGCCUGCAGAAGUAAAUGAUGUCAGUCUUAGCAAACCAUCAGAUAGCACUAAUGGUGAUGGAGGUUUUUCGGAACAAUUGUCAAUCGUAGCGAGAGGCAGCACCACAACCAGAGAAGCUUCCUCAGAUCAACCUUUACAGAAAAUAACUGAAGGAGCAAGUGAUCCUACAAUUGCUGUACAGGCAAACGAGGAGUUAAAUUUUUCGGAUCAGAGUGCAGUGGCUGAGAUAAGUGAUGGAAGGACCAGCCACACAACUAGUGAAAGUACACGGAUACCUGAAACAUUCACUGAAGAAGCACACCAACAGCAACAGCAACAACAACACGUGAUGGUGAAAGAGCAACCGACUGAUGGUCUGGAUCAUACCACAACCUCCACCGAUUCGACAGGUUCGCAGGAACACACGACACAUGUCGUCUCAUUCGAUUCUUUCACAGACAACCAGCUCCUGCUCGCGAGGAUGCUGGCAAAGGACCGAUAUUUGCUUGAAACCGCGAAGGCGAUAGUCAGAGUUCACGAUCCUGUCAGUUUCAUUGACGAUGACAAUCGGCUGGACAAAGGCAACUAUGAUCUCCUCUCCGACGUAGCCCGGGAAGUGAUCAGAAGAAAAGGUAAAAGGACCGAGGCGCUGGAGGAUGUCAGCGUGGCGUGCACGGUGACCAUGAAACUGCGGCAUCUCGAUGAUCUCGUCAGGGAACUGGACGGCGACGUUGAGAGCCUCGACAUUCAGAACAGCAUGGCUGAAGGCUUGCAGAAGAUACUUCAGAGCGACAUUCAGAACGACCACCCCGACGCCAACUCAACGUGGGAUUUCGGAUGGAACCGCGUGUCGAAGCUGCCAAUCGAGAAGAACGAGGUCGUCAAGGACCUGGAGAAGAACAUACUGGGCGGCAUCAUCACGGACGUGGCGAGGGAUCUCAUCGGAGUAUCGGUGCGGCAUGGCUCUUGUGCCUGCGUGGCUUGACUCUUGAGUGGAAGUGAAGAGAUACGAAUUUUAGAGUGCCUGAUGUCACUACGUUAGCCUAAAUUUUUGUUAUGUGCCACAUUUUUUUCGUUGUAAAUCUUUUUUUCUUGUAUAAAGGAAAUGUGUCGUGCUUGAGUUCUUUUCCAUUUUCAGACAUGCUCUAACUUUUUAGGUCUUAGGGCCU